AUGGAGCAGAUGCGAAUAUCGUGGUCUGAUCCAUGGCAAGUCACCUAUAGCUCUAGUGGUGCUGUGUUAGCUGUCCAGAAUCUCAGUUGCCAGAGUCGAUCACCAGAGGUUUCAGAAUUUCUUUGCUUAAAUGCAGACCGCUGUGACCUGGGAGAUGACUCGGUGCCGCUCAGCAGCCAGGCCCUCGCAUCCCUGCCUCGUGCACGCGGCGAUUUGCUAGGGAAUGAGUCGUUCAAAGCCUACACAAUUCGUGUAUGCUUAUGCCCAAUUGUCGGAAACUGCUUGCAGCCGGAGUUUUUUGUUCAGGAAGUUGGCAUCGUACACUUUUUUGCUGCAUAUCUUUGCUUACACCCCGGCGAUGCCGAAUCUGAAGAUAGAUGUCUGGGGUCAUUCUCUGCGGCCGCUGCGUUCUAUCCCAUUCAGAUACACGUGCAUUGCCCUUCAGAUGUUUGCAAGUUGGUGCCAGACACGGCUGGGUCACGCCUGAAGCUCACAUCGCCAUCGCCGGACAAUUUUCGCCCAAGCUGGGAUCCUACCACGGGUUGCCGCACGGCUUUUCAGACGCCUUUGCAGACGCAGCCAGCCAACUGCAUAGAUCCGUCCUACUGCGUUCUGUCAGGGGGCACGCGCGAAGACUUGAAGAGCUUUGGUGGAGGACCAGAGGGUCCCUUUCAGUUUCUUGGUGAUCGACCUUUGCACGGACGAAGAACUUUCCACUCGGCGGUUUCCUUCGACAUCUGCUUCUGCCUGUCUGACUGCAGAAGUACGUUAACUGUUCCAAGCUACUUCAAGGUGGGUGAAAUGUCCAUUGUUCCCCUGCGCUUGCUCGGCCCGAGCCUUCUGCUGCAAGUUCCUCGGAGAGUCGGUGUGUUGCGACUUCAAAGGGUGGAGGCGGACAUCAUUUCGUUUCAGCCACCUCCUCAGUCCGUUCCACCAGCCGGUACAGAGGAAGCCUACGUGAAGCUGUUGGCAGAUGAUGCUCAUCAGGUGCAUGAUCGAGAGUGUGGUCUUAUGCCGUAUGCCUCAUACAUCAACCAGUCCUCACCUGAAUUCCACCUCCUCUCAAUCUCCAGCAACGACUUCGCUCAGCUGGACGAGGCCGACGGGGCUGUCGAGGCCGUGAUUCGCGCAAGAUUUCGGGGCGAGCCAGAUUUGGCCAACACAUCGCACUUGGUCUUCAACGAAAGCUUGAUGUUCCUGCGACCCGGCCGCGUGGCUGUUUGCUAUUGCGGAGUCGACGUAGCAGGAGCUUGUCGGCCUUCCUUCUGGAGGUUGUUGACGCAUUUGACUGUGCGAGGCCCCAAGCUGUUGCGUGACCUGGCCCCCUAUCAACGCUGGACUGUAAGCCCGGAUGUCGUUUUCAGUUUGGAGCUUCUUGGCUGGGGUCUUGUUGCCACCGAUCAGAUCUUGAUCCUGCAGCCGGGUGCAUCUUGUGUUGACGAUGUGCCAAGCAUUGAAGACUCCAUUCUUCGGAGCUGUCCCAGGAACUGCAGCAGGUUUCAUGAUGGAAGCAAUGGCAGCACACCAGGUGUAGCACUUCACGUUCUGAGUGACAGUAGUGUGCCUUGUGGUGGAGCGGCUGAAGACCUUGGGCUCUGCCCGCACGUGUUUGUGGAGGCGGUGGAAGUUCGCGCGAACGGUGAGACGAGCGAAGCUUUCCUUUCCUUCAGCUCCUCACCGGGUCUGAUGACGGGAGACAUUGUGAGCCUGGGAAACCAGCUGGCCUGCUCGGCGGAAAGCUUGGAAAGCGGCACAUGCAGUGUCGAAGACGAGGAGGAACUUCGAGGCGUCCUCACGGCCGCAGGAUCUUCGAGCGGAGCUGGUGACCCUUCUUUCAGCACAUUCUCUGGUGAUUCACAUUACCUUGUGGGAAGGACAGUCACAUCCACUCCGGACAAGCAGACGUUCGCGAUUGAUGUCACGUGGCCAUCUGCGCGGCUGCCUGUUUUCGAGGUCCUUGGUGCUGGGCAGUGGACUCGGCACAGCCGAGCUGAAACAGCCAGGGAGCUUCGGGCGACGCACGCAGCAAGCGAGUUGCCGGUUUGCUGGAAACCCUGGAAUGGACCUCCCGUGAUGGCUGGAAGCCUGAGCGUGGAGGAGCCAGCCGAAGCGGAAUGUCAGAUUUUCCUGACGGCGACUGGAAGACACCAGGCAGCACCAGUCCUCAUCACCUACAAGACGGGAGAUCUCGUCUUGGACGGCUCUGUCAACCAGAUGCGUCUGGAGUUUCCUGCUGCAUCAUUGCUUGGCCUUCGAAGAGCAACAGACGAAACUGAUGUGAUGGACGAGCUUGCUGGUGACACUUCAGCCGAGGGGGCGAAGCAGGCUUGGUGCGGCUUUCUCCUGAAGGAGAUAGCAUCAGAUGGCGUGGAUGGCUUUCCACUGCCGCAUGGGUGCUAUUUACAGCGUCCGACUGCAGACUCAUGGGUUUUCGGGCUGGUAUUCCGCCCCGGCGUCCUGCUGAAGCCACAGCAACGAUAUCAUCUAGUUGUGAAUGCUGUGAUCGGUGAACUGGCAGAGCAAGGGGAUGAGGUGCUUCGAAUUCUUGUCAUGGAUGACGUGGAGCUGAAGCCUUUCCAUGUAGUGGAGCGAGGACGCUGCAUUCUGCGCAGCAGCCCUCAAGUGCCCGCCACCACUGCCGGUGAGCCAGACCUGCAGAACUGUGCAAUCCUUGGGGGCACGAAUGGAAUACUGGACUUGGGAUCAGAACUGGCAACGUUGCGCUUGAAGCUGCAAGCGGGCACUGCCCUUCGUGCAAUCACAGCCUCCAGCCACCUUCGACUGUUUCUAUGGCCCCUGCUGGGAUGGCACCUGCGCACGGGCACCUGCGAUGCCACUUGCAGCGAUCACACUGGCUACUGUGGCGUGGUUACCAGGAUGGACUGCACCACUUUCUCAGUGAGCUCCAGUUGGCCUCGGCCCAAUGCCGUAAGGAUAACUCUGCCCAGUGAUCUGGGCGACAUGUACGGCGGCGUGCAGAGCAUCUUCGAGGUCUUUAAUCUGGCCCCACCUGCUGGAGGGCUCUUUCCUGGGCGCUGUGGCGUGCAGGUCACCUUGCCUAGUGAUGCGGCUCCAUCCUACCGUGCUACCUCUGGUGACUUCAUCUACAGGAGACCCACUGCCGUUGCUGGCUUGCUUAGCACCGCUGGAAAUGAGAGACCGUUCCAAGCGCAAGAAGGUAAUACGCUGUAUGUGAAGAUACGCUUGGGAGCAACUUUGCUCAGUGAGUUGACAGACUUUGCUGCAACGCUGGAAGUCCAGCCGCCUUGGGGCUACAGAUGUUCAGCAGCGGAAGUCCCGGAAGCCCUUCCGAGCCUCGUGGAAGGAGGAAGCCUCCUUGGCAGUCUCCAGGAAGAUGGCUGGAGCAGCGGAUCGCAAAGCUGCUUCUUCAACCUCCGAGCAGGAUUCGCCAUUUUCGCAGGCACCGCCUUCAUGGUGCGCCUGAAGGUCAACAACCCAGUCGUGCCGCUUCCACGUGAUGAUCCACUCAACGCCUGGCAUCUGGGAAUGGAGUCGAUGGGCUCCUCGCUGUCCCGACGCAAGUUCAAUGCAUCAGAGGCAUUCUCCGAGUCGCUUGUAUUCGGGGAAAACUAUACUUCCUCGGUAGCAGUCUUGGGCCGGCUGACUGCAGUGUCCCUGCAGCCGCAGGGGUAUCAGCCUGCACCUUCUGCAUCCAUAUCUGGCUCUGGCACCGGCACAGUCAGCACGGUGAUCCAUGUUUUCUUCAGGACGGCACAGAUGCUCGUUGCAGGUGGCAAAGUGCUACUCCAAGCACCCUCUGGCUACGAUUUUGGUGCGGUGUGUCAAGUUUCUGACCUUCCAAAGGAUGGUCACCACAGUCACUACUAUUCCAUUGGGGGAGACCACGUGACGCGGCGCCUUCCGUUUGUGGUUUGCGCAGGACAGCAAACUUUCAACUCCGGCUUUGACUUGGCACUGGUCCAACUGAGCACGCGCCUUUUUGCCGAGGAGAUGUAUGGAUGGCAAAUUCUGGUUGACCCUCCAAGACUCAGUUCUACAUUAGAUGGUGACUGGCUGAUUUUUACAGAGGCGUCAGGCCAGAUCGAUGGGGCAACUGUUUCGUCAGGCACACAUGGUGGUUCAUACAUUUCAUACCAACUAUACUACCGGUCUCUGGCCUCCAUGCAAUUCCACGUCUCCGACCUGAAGCCGCAAGAACUUACUGGCAAGGAAGCAAUACUGCAUCUUUUGUUCCGUCUCGGGGGCAUCGUUCUCAACAGUGUGCUGAGAGUGACUUUGCCAAUCGGAUUCAUCUUCAACUUCCCUGACGCGAGUUUCAUAGCUACGGCAGGAAAUGCCUCGCACAUCCCAUCGCUUGAGGAGGCGCUUCAGGUGCCAGGUGCCACGAUUGACUGGCCUGCAGGACUGCCUCAGCAAGCGCUGAACGUUCUAACUUUUUCUAGCGCCUCCUAUCACCCGUUGGAAACGUAUGGUUUCUUGGCACCAGUUGCAGUUCCGUCGAGAAGCCCUACAGAGUCUACCAAUUCCUUCAUCUUGGAAGUGGGCUAUGAUGAAGAAGUGCUGAGUGCAAGCUGGGACCUCGUGCGAACCACUGGAUGUGCUUCCGAUUGCCAAGCGUCAUCUUCCGAGACUCCAUUCCAGUACUCACAGUCACUGGCUGAUGCAAGUGCGCUGCAGCAGUUGCGCGAAACCUGCCGUGAAGCCUGUCUGCUUCGACAUGGUUGUGCUGAGAUAGAGAUUACCUUCGCAAGUUUGGAUGCCACCUGCUCCCUAUGCUCCUACAUGUCAUGCGAACGGGUUGAGAGAUUUGACGCAGAGCUCCACGUGCUGGUGUCUCUGACUCGGCCCGCGGCUUCUAUACAGGCAGCUCCUCUGGUUCGCGCGCUUCUUGAUGCCGAGGUGUCCUUUCGCACCCAGCGUGUGGCUGCGGUGAGCGUGGUGCGCUUUCGUAUCCGUCUUGUCACGGCUGUACCAGCUCCACGGGGUGCUUUGCUCAUUCAAGGUCCAGAGGGCUUCUUCUUCUCUGAGCAGUGCCAGCCUGUCGAUGUGCCUCCUGAGACCCCGGACAGUCUUGUGAUACGAAGCAUAGGCGAUGGAAGGAUUGGCUGCACUUUCUUUCGCCUUGCUGGUAUUCCUCGCAUUCAGUUGCAGCCUGGAGCUUCCGAUCUCCUGCCCGGGCUUUAUCUCUUCGAGCUUCCAGUGCAAAACCCGGUUGCACUUGGCACCGAAACUGAAUUGAAUGCCCAGUGUGGAGCUUUGCAAUGUUGGUCCUUCACGGCUGUGGAGGAUGCCUCGGCCAGUGUUCUCGAAGAAGUGGACCAGCGUCUAGUGGUCGCUUCACCUCCGCUACUGGAGAAGAUGGCGCUUGCUGGCUUGCAGGAAGUCCCGGUGCCACAGAGAGUUUCAACAAAUCGGAAUGACCAGCCCAGUGCUGUCAACAACUUGAUCUUCUUCUUCGCUCUGACGGUGCAGCUGUUCCAAGACACUGCAAGUUUCCAACUAACAGCUCCGGAUGGCUUCGUCUUCUUUGAGGACUGUUCAGAAGGCUUCGUCGUUGCCGAAGAUUUGGUCUUCGGUAGCGGCCAAGCUUUUCCAAGUGACUUGCACGCGCUGCCUGCCGGCUCUGCUGUCCAGUGCGUUGGCAAGGGGGAGGUGGCGGAAGCGACCCUUGCGCCAGCUCGGCUCGCUGCCAACACGAAGUACGCCUUCCGAAUCCGAGUGAUGAACCCGCCGGUGCCAUCGACACUGAACCCGACCUGGAGCCUCACCUUGGCAAAUGAAGCCAGCGAGCUCUUCGACUCCUUCCCUCUUUGGCAGAUCCAGGGGCUCUUUCUCUCACCGCCCGUGCCAGCGAACCUCUCCUCUGAGACCGAGGUUUUUCCGCAGUCUUGCUUCUUUCAAGCCGCGAGCGCCCUAAACAUGCCGCCGGUACGGGUACGCUUCCGACCACGAAGCGCUUUUCAAGAGUUGCAAAUGGAGGCUCCCGAAGGCUGGACAUUUCUUCCAGAGCUGUACUGCGCUUUUGGCCUCGAUGGAUGGGUCGUGCGCUUCGAUGCUUCCAUUGGUGGCAACACAACUUGCCAAGGGGUGGGCAGGCAAUUGGCAGUGCGCGUUGCCAGCACAGAAGACUCCUGGUCUGGGGUUUCUUUCUACGAGCUCUGGGUCGCAGUAAAGCCUCCGUCUCUCCAGACAGAUGCGGCAGUAUGGCGUCUUCAAACUUUCCGGUUGGAUGUCCCGGCCGAUGCUGAAGUUAUCAGCAGACUCAUUUAUGACGUGGGCAUCGUGCCUGGAGUUCAUGUCCAUCAGCGCAUGGCAAGCUGGGUGGUCAUCAACAGAGGCAAUGAGUACCUCGGUGAUACAAUCCUUGACUUAACUUUCGUCAUCGUUCUGAACAGCCCCGUUCUGGCAGAUGACGAGCUGAUGUUUACUGCUCCGAGUGGCUUCAAGCUUGCGGCGAAUCUGAUGUCUGGUGAAUGCCAGCAGCUUCAAGUGUUCACCGGCGACAUUCCGGAUGCAAGCGGCUGUGGCCACAAUGCCGGACAUCUACUUGCGGUGGCCAGCCACAGUGCUUCUUGUUCAACACGCAGCUUGAUCUUGCACAUUAAUUCUUCGUGGGCAGAAUCUAUCGGAGCCUCCAUCCAGCUAAACCUCCAGGCUGUGAGUGCAUCCGUGCCGCCUGCGGAAGAGGACAAUUUCUGGUCAGCAUCGCUAUGGCGGAAUGCCUCGGUUGUGGAAGGGAGCGAUCUGAUGUCCUGGCGGGUCAUUCCGCAAGUGCAACAGCCAUCGCUGCAGCCAGCCAUUGGCUCCAGGCAAGCUGCUGGGGCAUACCCUGUCCAGCUUGAGUUCUCUUUCGUCACCCGAGCUGCUGCAGAUCGAUGGUGCCUGAAGGCGCUGCAGCCAUCUGCGUUCAACUUCUCGGCUUCGAUGCUGUUAUCGGCGACAGAGGCCAGAUUGCUGCCAGGUGACGCAGGAGUGCAGCUGGCCUUGAGCUCACAGCUUCUCAUUUCGAUUGGAGAAGUGGGCAGCUAUACCUCCAUGCUUCCACAGAGGAAAUAUGUCUUCAUGCUGUCGAACGUGAGAUUGCCAACUCUGGCGGGAAUUGUGUUCUUCGAGGCACACACUUAUGAUUCAUCUGGUGCCUUGAGCAACAGUGGCAAGGCAGUUGAAGCAUUCGCGGUACUUGGGAAAGUGGAGGUUUCAGACCUUCAGGUGUUCCCCUGGCUGCCAGAGACAGUCCAUGAGGCUGCGAGUGCUCUUCUGGGCAGCUUGCCUCCGCGACCUGGGGACCAAGCCUUGGUUCACAUCAGUCUUUGGCUCAACGCGCUUUCUGGCGAAACUCUGCGUGUUUCAGCUGGAGAUUUGCUCUUGAAGGAGAUGUUCCUCAAAGAUGCGCAGUCCAAUAAUCAGCUGAGGACAUCUACAGCGGUAUCUUCUCCCUCUGGCAGCGAUCUCGUCGCAGAGUUCCUGGGCGCUGUGAACGAUGAUGUCAAGCAUGAUUUGGAGGUUCAGCUCGCUCUUCCCGCAGACUUGACAGGCGGAGCAGGCGCUGCUCCGGUGUGGCGCAUCGAAGUGGUGUCGGAUGCCCCCAAUCAGAGUGACGUCGUUUUGAGUACUAAUGAUGGCGACUUUUCCCCUUCGCUGUCGCUCUCCUACGCCUUCCAAGUGUCAAUCUCUCCUGUGGCAGUGGCUCCCAAUUCCGAGGUUGUUCUGAGUGUCAGCAUCGAUCCUAGUGAUGCGCAGAUCACCCAUGUGGAUCUCUUGGCACCGCUUGGGGUCACGUUCCCCACGAAUUGUCUUGCGGCUUCCAGCCGCAGUGUCCUGAGCUGCUCGGCGGAGCAGGCGGAGCAUUAUGCUGGAAGAAUGCAGCUGACCCUUACGCUGACAUUGGCAGCCACCAUGGAACGGUCUGUCAUGGAUGACAUCUCCAUCAAAGCGCAGAAUCCCGCAAGCACCAAUCCUGAUGAAUGGAACCGAUGGCUGGGAAUAGGGCGCUUUGGCCAAGUGGAGGUGGGUUGGGCCGAGAGCGAUUCUGACUACGGAGUUGCAUCGAUGGUGGCGUCGCUGGACUACCCAUCGGAACCUGGAAAUCUGUCUCUGCUGCUUACCGUGGAGGUGUCAUCACGAGCGGUCGCAGACCUUCAGGCAUCUGGAGCUGAAGCUUUGCUUGAGCUGCGGUACCGUGGCAAUUCCUUGGCUGCUGGCACCAGUUCCAUUGGCGAGAAUGUCGGUGCCAACCAAACGCCGGAAACGACGCAGGCAGAACAAGUGCAAUUUCGUUGUGAUCUGGGCGAUCCACCGGAGGACAAUGGAUGGAGGCAGGAAGGUCUCUUUUGGUAUCGGUCGGGCGGUUGGAGUCCACUCACCCUCCCGCCUGCUGCCGACAUGACUAUGCAACCUUGCAGUGCUGCUGGAACGUCAACCAUCGUGUUUCGGAUUACAGACUUGACGCCGGGCACCGUGUCACUGACCAUCGAGGCUGUCCUGAUCUUGCCGGAUGGCGUCAGCUUGGACACAAAUGCAGUCGCUCGCUGGGAUGUGACACUUUCGGCCUCUGGCGGAAGCAUUGUCGACAUGUACCCUGGAUUGGAAGCCAAGGGUUGGUGGGACAACCCGUGGGCUCUCCGCCCUUUGCUUCUGUCCUGGGAGGGUACGAGUUCCCCGGGAGCCAAGGUUCCGGUGCACAUUUUAUUCCGAAAGCAAGAUGGCGAUGCCCCAGGGAUGAUGUGUCUCGAGUCGCCGUCCACGUUUGGGCAAGGAGCAGACUCGGGAGCGGGCUUCGGCAUUUCGAUGGCACAGAACACAGGCGCAAUGACUGAAAGUCUGGGUCUCUUGCCCGAUGGUUGGGCGUGGAUCAAAGAAGCUGAGGUGGAUACCGGUAGCAUUUGCCUUUUGACUGAUGCAGCCAACAUCACGAACUCAGCUUCUGGAACCCGAUUCUCCUUUACCGUCUUGGUAUCCUUGCCAGACAAUAACAACAAUUGGCCCGUUGACAAGUUUUGGCAGUUACGCUUCUGUCGUCUGACAUGUGCCAACUCCUCCAGCGGUGAGGUAGACACUUUCUACAUGUCGGGCUUCUUGCAGGGUGAGGUUUACCCGGGCUGGGAGCCUGUGCAGACCAACGGCAAUGUCGAAGGCCGAAGCACGUGGCUGGGCUUGGUGGCAGCGAUGGGAGCCCUGGUCUUGGGCAUCCAUGUACAAACCUGA
Molecule: messenger RNA, 9186 nt
Organism: Symbiodinium natans
Lineage: Eukaryota; Dinophyceae; Suessiales; Symbiodiniaceae
Source: the annotation of a GenBank genome assembly